UCUAUCAGUGUGCGUGUGUUGACAGUGUCCUGAAAACUAGUCUCCCUGUAAACCACAAAUUUAUGUUAGGUCUUUGCAUUUAUCUGUUUCUUGAAUGCUUAAUAUUUUAGUAGACUUCGUAAGUGAUCAUGACUGCUCGAGGCACACCUAGUCGCUUCUUACAAAGCGUUCUGCAGAACGGAGUGGGUCGAUACGUGUGUCAGCUGAAACGUGUGUCUCUUAUUUUCUCCAAAAACGGACAGAGCUCCUUAGGGGUCAGGGACUUCAUUGAGGAUGGUGCUGUUGCUUUUGCCAAAAAGAAUCCAGGAACUGUUGUUUACGUAUCGCCCCAGUCAUGCAGAAUUCCCAAAAUAGUUGCUGAAUAUCUUAAUGGUAAUGUGAAGGAAGAGCUUGUCACCAAUAAAACAUCACAACAGAUUGCAGAGCUGAUCACGAAAAUGGCCAAUCAGUCUGGCCUGGAUAUCAUCCGCAUCCGAAAGCCUUUCCACACAGACAGCCCGAGCAUCCAAGGCCAGUGGCAUCCGUUCACCAACCGGCCGCCCAGCACAAAACCAGUUGGUCCACAGGCCAAAUAAUUUAUUUAAAAAUUUAUUUCUACACUGACUGUUUUGACAUCUUACAAAUUACCAAGUGAAUGUAACACCUAAGAAUGAUGUCGAUUUUUUUGUGACAGAAGCUUUGGUUUCAUAAAAUUAGUUGGAAAAAACUCUAUUCGAUAUUGAUUGUUUAUUAAGUACUGAAUGUAGACUAAUUACAUUUACUGCAUUUGGCAGAUACCCUUAUCCAGGGCGACUUACAUUUUCAUUACAUUUGAGCAGUUGAGGGUUAAGGGCCGUGCUCAAGGGCCCAACAGUGGCAACUUGGUGGCCGUACAGUUUGAACCUGGGACCUUCUAAACUAUAGUCCAA
Messenger RNA from Clarias gariepinus (North African catfish), 908 nucleotides. RefSeq names its product mitochondrial ribosomal protein L43 (gene mrpl43). Gene Ontology annotation, molecular function: structural constituent of ribosome. The transcript is spliced from 3 exons. NCBI's taxonomy places the organism in Eukaryota, Metazoa, Chordata, Actinopteri, Siluriformes, Clariidae. The record is from RefSeq and is a predicted model, not a curated record. Bases 129 to 575 code for a protein of 148 amino acids. Gene Ontology annotation, cellular component: mitochondrial large ribosomal subunit. Gene Ontology annotation, biological process: mitochondrial translation.